Molecule: messenger RNA, 1331 nt
Organism: Dalotia coriaria
Lineage: Eukaryota; Metazoa; Arthropoda; Insecta; Coleoptera; Staphylinidae
Exons: 3
Coding region: 53-1240 (395 amino acids)
Molecular function (GO): protein binding
Source: RefSeq, a predicted model, not a curated record
UUCUGUAACAUAUAGAACACACCUCUCAUAUUAGUGGUAAUACCACUGAAACAUGACUGCAAAAUCAACAACAAGCAUACAUCGGAAAAAGAAACAUCUAAGCAACAAUCAGUAUGUUAUUCAAUGCAUGAACUGGUUUAAAACGGCUUUAGAAGAGAAUGCUGCUCAACUUCCCAAGAUAUUUAUUGAUGGUGAACGUUAUCAACCAGAUUUUCCAGUCGCACCAAAUCAAACUCAAGUCCAUUUUACCUUUACAAAUGAAGGUAGUCCUCGAGCAAUAAAAUACAAAUUAAAUUCGUUAGAAGAUGAAGGACUUCUCACUCUUCAACAGCUCCUACCAACUUUUCCUUAUCUCACUGAACUGCGUUUUGAAUUCUGUGAUCUCAGCUACGAUCAAGUGGUUUUCAUUCAUAUGAUUCUUCAAGAAAACCAUCAAAUUGUUCGUUUAUCUUUGAACGGGAAUCCAAAUAGAAAUGAAUUCGGUAAAAAAUCUCACCACUUACUUCAUCGCAGCACGAAUUUGAAAGUGUACAGCGUACAAUUAUGUAAGUUGGGACCAUCUGUCUGCCAACUGUUCUAUAACGAGUUGCACAUUCCUGAUAAAUACACACGAAAUUUGGUGAGUCUUAAUCUGGGGUGCAAUCAUUUGGGCGACGUUGGAUGCGCCUGGAUAGCACAAAUUUUGCGUACGAAUCGAGCCCUACAGGCGUUAAAUAUUUCCGAAAAUGGUAUUUCAGAAACAGGACUACUUGGUUUACUGGAAGUAUUCUCUUGUUUCAAACUGCAUCUUCAUGAAACAUUUCAAAAGAGAAAAUUGCGUUUCAAACAAUUAAUGCAGACACAUUUUCCUUCGUCUAAAACUGAAGCAUUUAAGUCGUCAUCAGUAUCACCGGAUAAAUUCGGAUUUAUUUCGCAUGAUCCUGUAAAUGCUGCGAAUCAAUUCAAUCAUCCAUUUAUUACUGAUUCACUCGUGAAGGAUGGCCAAUUAUUUUGUAGCGGAAAUAAUUCUCUGACGUAUCUUAACAUUGCAUAUAAUGGCAUUACAAGAAAUGUUUUGGAGGAUCUUAUUGAGAAGAUCAAUUAUCAAAAGACACAUUUGAAAUUUGGCGGUUUACAACGAGUUGUAUUUGAAAGUCAGCAGACGUUUCCUGAUUUAGAAGAAGAGAUUAUUAAGCGUUUAAGUAGUCCGAAUCAACGGACUACAGCUAGAAUUUCAAGAGCCAAAUCUUCGUUACUUUAAAAUUGUGAAAUCAAAACCAAAACCUAAAAGAUUCAAUGUUUAACGUGGGCAACACAAAUUACACAUUAGUAAUUAUAUUAUUAUUGUUAUA